AUGCGUGAGCGAGGCUUGGACGAGGCUUCUGAUGAAGAGGAUGAGGCUUUUGAUGAAGAGGAUGAGGCCUCUGAUGAAGACGACGAGGCUUCUGAUGAAGAGAAUGAAGCAGACUCUGGCUACGGCAGUCUCUCAGAGGAGGACGUCAGUGAAGAGGAAGACGAGGACACGGAGGGUGAAGAGGAAGACGAGGACACGGAGGGUGAAGAGGAAGACGAGGACACGGAGGGUGAAGAGGAAGACGAGGACACGGAGGGUGAAGAGGAAGACGAGGACACGGAGAGUGAAGAGGAAGACGAGGACACGGAGGGUGAAGAGGAAGAAGAGGACCCGGAGAGUGAAGAGGAAGACCAGGGUAUUCCUUCACCCCCCCGUGGGACCCCCCUGCGGACGUGGAGGAUCCUGUGGAGGGUCCUCAGCCGCGACCAGCGAGCAGCAAGCCCUCCUCCAGCGCCCUGUCCCGUCUUUGAAGAGGAGCGUCGUCCAGGGGGGUCCAGACGCCACAGGGAUGAAGAUGAAGAGGAAGAGCCCAUCUCCAAGAGGCCACGCUUCUCCAACUCUGAGGACAUCGAGGAGGAGCCCACCCCCUCCACCUCUGCUGGGACGUCCGGGGGAUUCGUCCCCUACUUCCAGCAGCUCCCCCGGCUCCAAGACUCUGAUUCUGACUGA
Knipowitschia caucasica is the source of this 669-nucleotide messenger RNA. Lineage: Eukaryota; Metazoa; Chordata; Actinopteri; Gobiiformes; Gobiidae. The record is from the annotation of a GenBank genome assembly.